UCUCUUUCGCACACGUCAAUCCCCCGUUCUACCAACAUGGCCACGCUAAGCCGUACUUCGACAAAAUUAUUAAGAAAAAUACAGUUUUCGCCUGUUUUUACGCGUAAUUUUAGUAAUGUGAAAAGUGAUAACUCAUUGAAAAAGGUCUUGACGACCUGUGUGUGUGUCGUGGGCGGUGGCGUAGCGUUUUAUGCCGUAAAUAAAUAUGGGAGGAAGAACACCGUUUACGCUCUCAAGGCGAAGCCGGACGAGCUGGCCAGAUCGGUGAAGCUGACCUCCCGAGAGCGGCGGUUCAUCAAGUUCGCGAGCGUGGAGUACGGAGGCCAGCUGUACAUGACUCCUCAGGACUUCCUCGAGUCCGUGGUCGAGCAGGAACCUAGGCCUCGUCUGAAACGUCGUGUGCUGACUACCAAAGAGAUUGAGUACCUGCGGGACCACACGCCGGCGCUCAAGAAGGGAUCCUCACAAAUGUUCCGCAAUAUGAGGGAUAAAGGUAUCAUCUCUUACACGGAGUACCUGUUCCUACUCUCAAUUUUAACAAAGCCGGCUUCAGGUUUCCGCAUCGCGUUCAACAUGUUUGAUACGGACGGCAACCAGCGCGUCGAUAAGAACGAGUUCCUAGUCAUUCAGCGACUGCUUGGUGGUACGUUUAAGGAGCGUAGGAAUUUGGACGCCAAAAGUCAGGAAGCACUGCUUACGUUAGUGUCCACAAGUGCGAUGAGGAAUCGGGCCAGUCCGGUCGACGUCCCCAGUCCGUCGAGAAUGGAGAAAAUCUUCAGCUUUGCAUGGCGUGGCAAGCGGGGGAUGACGGAGGAUGAGAACAAGGAUGACGGUAAGGGGGAUGUGAAUGCAGAUGGGAAGGCUCAUGAAAACUACGUCAAUGAUGACCAGGGGUUACAGAGGAGGCACAAUGUUGAUACUUUCUUGCAGGUGCACUUCUUCGGCAAGAAAGGCACGAACGACUUGAAGUUCGAAGGCUUCCGGCAGUUCAUGGAGAACUUGCAGACCGAAGUGCUGGAGCUGGAAUUCCACGAGUUUGCUAAGGGUCACGAAACGAUCUCCGAGGUGGACUUCGCGAAGAUCCUACUCCGCUACACGUACCUCGACACCGACGAGUAUGAUAUGUACUUGGACCGGCUGUUGGACCGCGUCAAGUACGAACACGGCAUCACGUUCGAAGAGUUCAAGACUUUCUGCCAGUUCCUGAACAAUCUCGAGGACUUUACCAUCGCUAUGAGGAUGUAUACGCUUGCUGAUCAUCCGAUUUCGAAAGACGAGUUCCACCGCGCAGUAAAGAUUUGCACGGGCAUAUCUCAGUCAGAGCACCUCGUGUCCACGGUGUUCGCGAUAUUCGACGCCGAUGGUGACGGCUUGCUCAGCUACAAGGAGUUUAUAGCCAUCAUGAAGGAUCGCCUCCAUAGAGGAUUUAAGUCCUACGCGAAGAACGAAGGUUGGGAGGCGUUCAAAUCUUGCGUGAAGCAAGAAAUGAAGAGCGCUGUUUAAUAUCAAUCACAUUAUUUGUAGGUACAAUCGUGGAAAUUAAUAGUUGUUUCACUUGCACUGUGGUCGAAAAAUAUUAAAAAUAAUGAAUAAAAUAAACGUAUGGAAAUAACAUUGUCAUCUUAUUAGGAUUGAACAUAUUUGUUUAA
This is a messenger RNA of Helicoverpa armigera (cotton bollworm), 1649 nucleotides long. It is a transcript of the gene MICU3, whose product is annotated as calcium uptake protein 3, mitochondrial. Gene Ontology annotation, molecular function: calcium ion binding. The record is from RefSeq and is a predicted model, not a curated record. Gene Ontology annotation, biological process: calcium import into the mitochondrion; mitochondrial calcium ion homeostasis. Gene Ontology annotation, cellular component: uniplex complex. The transcript has 12 exons. NCBI's taxonomy places the organism in Eukaryota, Metazoa, Arthropoda, Insecta, Lepidoptera, Noctuidae. Bases 37 to 1503 code for a protein of 488 amino acids.